CGUUCCAUUUGAUUUGCUAACGCCUCUUGUUAUAUUGGCGGACCGUUGUCACCGAUCUCCCGUUAACCUCGUCUGGAUGGCGCAGGGGAAGAUUGGGAAGGGGGCUCUAGACAGGCGAUAUUUCCGUCUUGGGAAUUAACCGUCGUGUUACCCAUUCUAUUUUACCGCUGUGGAAUCACCAAGAAUUACGUAGAUGGAGGACCGAGGUGGGCUACGGAGCUGGGUCUAGCCUUACCCUUCCGCGGUUGGUAUCCUCCGUAGUUGCUUCGAUCGCCAACUAUAUAAAACCUAGGGGAUGCCGUCGUUAGUUAUGCCAUCUGAAAGCCGAUCUUUACCUUCACGCAGACAAGAAAUCCAGCACUCCGCUAUACCGACAAAGACCGACAAUCAUGAAGUCUGCUCUCUUAUGCCUACUAGCUCCUCUGGCAGCCCUGGCGGCUCCCGCUGAGCUCGCAGGCCGCCAGGCGGCCCAGAGCAUCGACCAGCUGAUCAAGGCCAAGGGGAAGCUGUACUACGGGACGUGCGCGGACCAGAACCGGCUGUCGUCCGGGAAGACGGCGGAUGUCAUCAAGGCGGACUUCGGGCAGGUGACGCCGGAGAACAGCAUGAAGUGGGACGCCACGGAGCCCCAGGAGGGGCGCUUCAACUUCCAGGGCGCCGACUACCUCGUCGACUGGGCGACGGCCAACAACAAGACCAUCCGCGGCCACACCCUCUGCUGGCACUCGCAGCUGCCCGGCUGGGUCCAGAACAUCCGCGACAAGGCGAAGCUCACCCAGGUGCUCCAGAACCACGUGACGACCCUGGUGACGCGGUACAAGGGCAAGAUUUACGCUUGGGACGUCGUGAACGAGAUCUUCAACGAGGACGGCUCUCUGCGCCAGUCGGUCUUCUCCAACGUCUUGGGCGAGGACUUCGUCCGCAUCGCUUUCGAAGCUGCUCGCAAGGCCGACCCCAACGCGAAGCUGUAUAUUAACGACUACAACCUCGACCAGCCGAGCUACGCCAAGGUCACCCGGGGCAUGGUGGACCACGUCAAGAAGUGGAUCGCGGCGGGCGUGCCGAUUGACGGCAUCGGGUCGCAGGCGCACCUGUCGACGGGGCUCGCGGGCCAGGCGGCGGCGACGAUCAAGGCGCUCGCGGCCGCGGGCGUCAACGAGGUCGCCAUCACCGAGCUCGACAUCCAGACCGCGCCCGCCAACGACUACGCCGCCGUCACCAAGGCCUGCCUCGACGAGCCCAAGUGUGUUGGUAUCACCGUCUGGGGCGUGAGGGAUCCCGACUCCUGGAGAGCUAGCACCAGCCCCCUACUGUUCGACAGCGGCUUCCAACCCAAGCCCGCUUACAACGCCGUCGUUAACGCCCUAAAAUGAGUUGAAACCUACCUUAGGUACCUAGGUAGGUACUCAGCGGCUCUGUGUGCCGGUGGAGCUUUGGUAGAAAUGGGAAAGAAGGAUUAAGGUUCGGGAGAAAAUGCAGAGCGGUUUUAAUUGUAUAUAUUAUUGGAAGAUCUGAUAUAUAUAUAAGAUAUUGUAUAUCCUCAGACUGUUUUAGAGACGUGAUCGUACUCGAAGUAAUAUAUUACUUGCCGUGACGCGUUUAGGAGAUUUGAAUGUCGUCACCUAGCGUAUUGUACCGAGACGAGGAGGUGAUCAGA
This is a messenger RNA of Daldinia caldariorum, 1657 nucleotides long. RefSeq names its product family 10 xylanase. NCBI's taxonomy places the organism in Eukaryota, Fungi, Ascomycota, Sordariomycetes, Xylariales, Hypoxylaceae. The coding region runs from base 390 to 1373 and encodes 327 amino acids. The record is from RefSeq and is a predicted model, not a curated record. Gene Ontology annotation, molecular function: hydrolase activity, hydrolyzing O-glycosyl compounds. The transcript is spliced from 4 exons. Gene Ontology annotation, biological process: carbohydrate metabolic process.